Messenger RNA from Oncorhynchus nerka (sockeye salmon), 3125 nucleotides. Its product is annotated as cysteine-rich protein 2-like. The transcript has 7 exons. The record is from RefSeq and is a predicted model, not a curated record. Bases 97 to 726 code for a protein of 209 amino acids. NCBI's taxonomy places the organism in Eukaryota, Metazoa, Chordata, Actinopteri, Salmoniformes, Salmonidae.
UUGAAGGUACUGCAUCAUUCUGCUAGCCUCACAGAUAGAAUUUAAAGGUCUUUCGAGUGGGAGUAGAUCGUCAGCUGGACAAAGCUUUUUUGAAGAAUGACGUCGAGGUGCCCCAGAUGCACAAAAGAUGUGUUUUUUGCUGAGAAAGUGAGCUCACUGGGGAAGAACUGGCACCGGUUCUGCCUGAAAUGCAAACGCUGUAACAAAACCCUGUCGGCUGGCAACCACGCUGAGCAUGAUGGACUGCCCUACUGUCACAAACCAUGCUAUGGAACUCUCUUUGGACCCAAAGGUGUGAACAUCGGAGGGGCAGGCUCCUACAUCUACGAGACUCCUCAACCCACCUUCGACUGCCCCUCCGAGGGAUCCCCCACCACACCAUGGACCACCAUGCAGGUCACCUGGAACCAACCCAAAGUUCUUCCCCCUCCAACCAGGACAUUUGCUGGAGAGACCUCUCUCUGUCCUGGCUGUGAGAAAGUGGUCUAUUUCGCAGAGAAGGUGAUGUCCCUGGGUAGGAACUGGCACAGACCGUGCCUGCGCUGUGAGAGGUGUAAGAAGACACUGACCUCUGGUGGACAUGCUGAGCAUGAAGGGAUACCUUACUGCCACGUCCCUUGCUACGGAAUCCUGUAUGGACCAAAAGGAGUGAACAUCGGCAACGUGGGCUGUUACAUCUACGAGAAAGAAGGCAUGGCGCAAACUGAAAUACCCAGCCAGUCCUAGCCACACACUGAAAGUGAGAUGAAUGUAAAAGGCCAAUAGAAAACUCUGGUUAAAUGUCCUCGGUUUGGGGUUUCAGUUUGAUUUGGGUAAUUUCAGUGACUGAAUUGAUUGAAAUUACUGAAUUGAGUGACUGAAGUUGUUGUGAUGGAACUGACCACAGGUCAACAUGAGGUCAUGUUUCUUUAUUUGUUUUCAUGAUCACAGAAAUGAUAUCACAUGGAAAGGACAUUUACAAAAAACGUUCUGCAUUUUAUUCUAAUGUAUUAACGUAAUAAUGUUUAGGAAUAUUUAAAUCACGUUUGCAACCUAAAGUGAAAAAAGCAUUAUACCGGCACACUAAGUGUUUUUACAUAUAUAUAUAUAUAUAUAUUUAAUAUAUGCAUAUACAGUACCAGUCAGAAGUUUGGAUACACCAACUCAUUCAAAAAAAAAUCUAAAUUUUUUAACAUUUUCUACAUUGUAGAAUAAUAGUGAAGACAUCAAAACGAUGAAAUGACACAUAUGGAAUAUUGUUGCCGCUUUCCAUGUUGUCUGUUGUCUGUAGCUUGUGAGGUGUGGAAACACUUUGUUGCUUUUAUGAAUUUUGUCUUGCUGCUUUUUGUUCUAUGUUGCUCUGUCUGUAUGCUAUGUCUUGCUUGUCCUAUGUUGCUAUGUCUUGCUUGUUCUAUGGUGCUAUUGUCUAUAUUGUAAUUGUUUUUAAUAACCUGCCCAGGGACUGCGGUUGAAAAUUAGCCGGCUGGCUAAAACCGGCACUUUUACUGAAACGUUGAUUAAUGUGCACUGUCCCUGUAAAAAUAAAAUAAACUAAACUAAACUAAAACUAAAUAUUAAAUAAUGCAUAUGGAAUCAUGUAUUAACUACAAAAGUGUUAAACAAAUCAAAAUAUAUUUUAGAUUUUAGAUUCUUCAAAGUAGCCACCCUUUGUCUUGAUGACAGCUUUUCACACUCUUGGCAUUCUCUCAACCAGCUUCACCUGGAAUGCUUUUCCAACACUCUGCAGUGGCUGCUUUUCCUUCACUCUACGGUCCAACUCAUCCCAAACCAUCUCAAUUGGGUUGAGCUCGGGUGAUUGUGGAGGCCUGGUUACCUGAUGCAGCAUUUGAUUUGGGCUCAUCAAACCAAAGGACAGAUUUCCACCCGUGUAAUGUCCAUUGUUCGUGUUUCUUGGCCCAAGCAAGUCUCUUCUUAUAAUUGGUGUCCUUUAGUAGUGGUCUCUUUGCAGCAAUAUUACCAUGAAGGCCUGAUUCACGCAGUCUGUUGAGAUGUGUCUGUUACUUGAACUCUGUGAAGCAUUUAUUUGGACUGAAAUUUCUGAGGCUGUUAACUCUAAUGAACUUAUCCUCUGCAGCAGAGGCAACUCUGGGUCUUCCUUUCCUGUGGAGGUCCUCAUGAGAGCCAGUUUCAUCAUAGCGCUUGAUGGUUUUUGUGACUGCACUUGAAGAAACUUUCAAAGUUCUUGAAAUGUUCCGUAUUAACUGACCUUCAUGUCUUAAAGUAAUGAUGGACUGUUGUUUCUCUUUGCUUAUUUGAGCUGUUCUUGCCAUAAUAUUUGUAUUUAUUUAUUUUACUAGGCAAGUCAGUUAAGAACAAAUUCUUAUUUUCAAUGACGGCCUAGGAACAGUGGGUUAACUGCCUGUUCAGGGGCAGAACGACACCUUUGUACCUUAUCAGCUCAGGGUUUUGAACUUGCAACCUUUCGGUUACUAGUCCAAUGCUCUAACCACUAGGCUACCCUGCCGCCACCAAUAAUAAGAAGAGACUUGGUCUUUUGCCAAAUUGGGCUAUCUUCUGUAUACCAACCCUACCUUGUCACAACAUAACUGAUUGGCUCAAACACAUUAAGAAGGAAAGAAAUUCCUCAAUUAACUUUUAACAAGGCACACCUGUUAAUUGAAAUGCAUUCCAGGUGACUACCUCAUGAAGCUGGUUGAGAGAAUGCCUAGAGUGUGCAAAGCUGUAAUCAAGGCAAAGGGUAGCUACUUUGAAGAAUCUCAAGUAUAAAAUAUAUAUUGAUUUGUUUAACACUUUUGUAGUUACUACAUGAUUCCAUAUGCAUUAUUUAAUAGUUGUGAUGUCUUAACUACUAUUCUACAAUGUAGAAAAUAGUAUAAAUAAAGAAAAACCGUUGAAUGAGUAGGUGUGUCUUUUGACUGGUACUGUAUAAAAUGUGUAUACAACAAUAGGCUCAUAUUCAAUAUUAAAGAUUGAUUGCAUGCAUUUGCCAAUGGUUAUGGUGAAGAAUAAUGCACAAAGAGUUAUGAUACAUUAUCAAAGAUAAUCUUGUUCCUCAUUGAUAUGAAACAGAAAAGGAGUCUUUUCUAAAUAAGAUAAUGUAAUAUUGGAAUUAAGUGUAAAUUAUAAUUUGUAUGUGACGAAUAACACUUGAAUUAUGCUUCACA